Molecule: messenger RNA, 2413 nt
Organism: Spizellomyces punctatus DAOM BR117
Lineage: Eukaryota; Fungi; Chytridiomycota; Chytridiomycetes; Spizellomycetales; Spizellomycetaceae
Product: DEAH-box ATP-dependent RNA helicase PRP43
Exons: 5
Coding region: 43-2277 (744 amino acids)
Cellular component (GO): intracellular anatomical structure; spliceosomal complex
Molecular function (GO): RNA binding; RNA helicase activity; ATP binding
Source: RefSeq, a predicted model, not a curated record
GCAUUUGCCUAGUGUGCCCGUUUUUUCGGAAAAGCAUCAAGUAUGGGAGGGGAGGAUAGACCUCGCAAAAAGAUCAGAGUUGAUCAGUCCAAGGACAAGAAGGCCACCCCUGCAGGGAAUGGGACUGACGCGGCAAAUCCGUAUCUGGCCCACCGCAACAAGCUUCCCACACUCGUACCGCACAAGACGACAUCCGAACAGGCUGAAGCGUACGAGGAUGCCGAAAACAACUUGUUUACUGGCCGACCAUUCACGCCGAAAUACCGUGAGAUCUUGAAAAAGCGACGCAACCUACCUGUGCACAAGCAGCGCGAUGAAUUUCUAGAGCUCGUCCACAACAACCAGGUCAUUAUCUUGGUUGGAGAAACAGGUUCUGGCAAGACCACGCAAAUUCCCCAAUUCCUUGUUUACGACGAGCAGCCCCAAAUGAAGGGCAAACUAAUCGCAUGCACGCAACCUCGACGUGUUGCUGCAAUGUCAGUUGCCAAGCGUGUGGCAGAGGAAUUGGAUGUGUCUCUUGGUGAAGAAGUUGGUUAUAGCAUUCGUUUCGAGGACUGCACCUCUCCAAGAACGGUGUUGAAAUACAUGACUGACGGUAUGCUACUGCGAGAGGCUAUGCAUGACCCACUGCUGGAGCGAUAUUCGGCCGUCGUUUUGGAUGAAGCGCACGAAAGAACGCUUUCGACAGACAUUUUGAUGGGAUUGAUAAAAGAGAUUUGCAAGCGACGAACCGAUUUGAAAGUGGUCGUCAUGAGUGCUACUCUAGAUGCUGGAAAAUUCCAAAAGUAUUUCAACGAUGCCCCUCUCCUGGUCGUGCCUGGACGGACCUUCCCAGUCGAGAUUUACUACACGCCCGAGCCUGAGCGGGAUUACCUUGAGGCGGCAGUUCGGACCGUUAUUCAAAUUCACACAUGCGAAGAACCCGGCGACAUCCUGGUCUUUUUGACCGGAGAGGAAGAGAUUGAGGAUGCCUGCCGUAAAAUUCGCGCUGAGAUCGAUAGUAUAAUCCAAGCGUCGCCGCAGACCGUAGGGGAUGUAAAGGUCGUGGCCCUAUAUUCCUCCCUACCCCCAGCCCAACAACAGCGUAUCUUUGACGAUCCCCCACCACCUCGGUUCCCAGGGGGACCCGCUGGUCGAAAGAUUGUAGUCUCAACGAACAUUGCGGAGACGUCGUUGACCAUUGACGGUAUUGUCUAUGUUAUCGACCCAGGUUUCUCAAAGCAGAAGGUGUACAAUCCUCGUAUCCGGGUUGAAAGUUUGCUGGUUAGUCCCAUCAGCAGAGCCAGUGCACAACAACGCUCUGGACGUGCUGGGCGUACGCGACCUGGAAAGUGCUUCCGACUGUAUACGGAAAAGGCUUUCCUGAAGGAUUUGCAGGAGCAGACCUACCCGGAAAUCUUGAGAUGUAAUUUGGGCACAGUAGUGUUACAACUGAAGAAGCUUGGCAUUGAUGAUUUGGUACAUUUCGACUUUAUGGACCCUCCAGCACCCGAGACUUUGAUGAGGGCUCUGGAGCUCCUGAAUUACCUCGAAGCACUGGAUGAUGACGGAAAUCUUACCACCGUUGGAGAGCAGAUGGCUGAUUUUCCCCUCGAUCCUCAAUUUUGCAAAGCGCUCCUUUCUUCACCAAAAUACAAGUGUUCCAACGAAAUACUUUCGAUCAUUGCAAUGUUGUCUGCACCAAACUGUUUCAUCCGACCAAAUGAUCAACGACGGCAAGCGGAUGAAGCCAAGAGUCAGUUUACCCACCAGGACGGGGAUCACCUCACCCUCUUAAACGUAUUCCAUGCCUACAAAUCAAAGGAGGGAGAUCAGAGCUGGUGUUACCAAAACUAUCUGAAUCAGCGAAGUUUGAAGAAUGCAGACAAUGUGCGAACUCAGCUCGUACGGAUUAUGGAAAGACGAGGCUUGGAGCUUGUUUCAACACCUUUUGAAAGCAAAAAAUAUUAUGAAAAUAUUCGGAUGGCUUUAACGGCUGGGUUCUUCAUGCAAGUUGCACAUUUAGAGAGGACCGGACAUUAUUUAACGAGUAAAGAUAACCAGGUCGUCCAACUUCACCCCUCCUGCGGGUUGGAUAACAAACCCGAGUGGGUGAUUUACAACGAAUUUGUCCUGACCACCAAAAACUACAUUCGAACCUGCACCUCUGUGAGAGGCGAGUGGUUACUGGAGGUUGCGCCGGCAUACUACGAUUUGGAAAACUUCCCGAAGUGCGAGGCUCGCAGAGUGCUGGAAAGGAUUGCUACUAAGAAUUCUCAGCAAAAGAAGAGACGGUAAUGAGUUGUCUGAGUAGUCAAGGAGGCAUAGAGCUAGCGGGUUAUGGCGUGAGGGUGCCUUGGGGGCAUUGAUGUAUCCAUCCAUUUUGUGUUUUGCAAUCAAAAAGAAAUAUAAACUUGUCGAAUCGAAUGUCAAG